GAAAACAUAUCACCCGCUUGCCAAAAUUAGAACACACAGAUUGAUCUCCAUUUGCACAACGAGGAAGAAAAAAAAAAGAGAGAAGAACAUAUCUAGAAGGGGCGAUGCCAAGAGGGAGAUUUUGAUAAAGAACCAGAUUGUUUUUUUACUGAGGGAGGUGCUAUCAUGGGUCAUAACGCUCGAGGUUAUGAUGAGGGGCUAUGUUUUGGCAGUAACAAGGCAGGUGCAUGGGACUAUGAAACACAAGCAGCACCGGAUGAUCAAACAGAACGUUAUGAGGCAUUUCUAAAUUUGUCGCAGGAAAGCAAUAUGAUGUAUACAGAUUUAAUUCAGCAGAUUGGGUUUCUCAAGGAGCCAAACACAACUUCACAGAGUGGUUAUCAGGCUGAUGCCCCUGUUGGUGGAUUUAUGAAUUUGCUUCAAUUAACAGAGGAUUUUGAGAACAACACGGAUUACUCCUUGGAAAAUUAUUUGAAUGAUGAUGCUAACCUGCAUGACAAACAUGAUGCUAGCAUUGGAGUGGGAUGUAAUAGUAACAGUGAGCACAAUAUGUACAUGACCACUAGUAGAUUUGAGCUUGAUGAGAAGUUUGAGGGAUUUAUGCAAAGCACAGAAUCCCUUUAUGACAGUGAACUCCAUCAUGUUUCUGUUGUGCUCCUUGAUGCCGUCAAUCGUGAGAACAUAUUUGAUGAAGAACCUGCAGAUAUAGAUAAUGCCCUGGGAGAAACUGAAUUAAUAAAUAAAGGGAUUCAAUUAGAUAGUGUGCAUGAUGUUGAACAAAAUGCUGAUAAAGUGGUACAACAAUCACCUGAUGAUACAGCUGUGACAUUUGAUGACAAUUGCACUUUAAGUAUUGCAAAUUCAGAAGAUAUGGCUGGUCAGAAACAAAAUUUGACUGAAGAAGAUAUUCAACUAUUUCUGCAUGAUGAGAGUAUUUCUGCAGCAGUGAGAAGUAGUCAAGAGGGGGACAGCAUGCAUGUUCCAAAAAAAGGGAAAAAGUUUAGAACAGAUAAAGAAGCCAUUUCUUUUUAUCAAAAUUAUGCUUUGAUAGUUGGUUUCUCAACUGUGAAAGCUACGAGUUAUAUUAGCAGGAAAAAAGGAGUUGAAAGUAAGGUUACUAGACAAACAUUUAAGUGUCAGAGAAGAAAGAAAAUGGAGAGCAGUAAGGAGGAAGAAAAUGAGCAAGCUACCUUGGGUGACUUCCUUAAUGCAGACAAAAAUGUUGUUGGUGAGGCAGUAGUGAAAAAACGGAAGUGAAAUAAGAUAAUAAUGACAGGUUGUCCUGCUGAAAUGGUCAUAUCAGAAGUUGGUGACAGUUGGACAAUCAUAAGACUGAAUUGGGAGCACAAUCAUGAGUUGACCCUUGCAGAUGAAACUAAAUUCCUCAAAUCACACAAGAACAUCACAGAAGAAGAGAAAACGCUGAUAAGAACUCUUAAUUCAAUAAAUGUUCCAAAUAGGAUGAUUAUGGUUGUAUUGUCUUAUUUGAGAGGUGGAUUAUCAUCAGUGCCUUACACUAAGAAAGAUGUCAGCAAUUUCAGAACUUCUAUAAGGAAAGAGUGUGGAGUGAAUGACAUGAUGCAAUGCUUCCAAUUUUUUGCAAAACGGAGCAGUGAGGAUCCGCUGUUCUUCUUCAAAUUUCAAACAGACAAAGAUGAUAGAGUGAGAAACUUGUUUUGGGCUGAUGGCAGUGGUAGAAGAUAUUAUGAGAUAUAUGGUGAUUGUGUGAGUUUUGACACAACAGCUAAAACAAAUAAGUAUGAUUUACCGUUUGCCCCAUUUGUUGGUGUUAGUGGUCAUGGAGAUAAUUGUCUAUUUGCUUAUGCUCUGCUUCAGGAUGAAACUCUUGAAACAUUUGAAUGGUUAUUCAAAACUUUCCUAGAAUAUAUGAGCAACAAGGCACCCAAAAGCAUCAUCACAGACCAAGAUUUGGCAAUGAAAGCAGCAAUAAAAAUGGUUUUCCCCAGUACAAAUCACAGGAAUUGUCUAUUUCAUAUUGUCAUGAAUGCAGAAAACAAGACUGGGAGGACUUUUUGUUUGCACACAGACAUACGUGAUGAUUUCUAUGAUAUCAUUCACAAUUCACUUACUAUGGCUGAAUUCACCUUGUUGUGGAAGCAAUUUAUAGUGCGUUGCAGUUUGCAAAAUGUAAGAUACUUCCAUCUUAUGUGGACAACACAAAAGAUGUGGGCGCCUGUGUAUUUCAAAAAAGAGUUCUAUCCUUUCAUCCAAUCUACAUCUAGAAGCGAAGGCACAAAUUCAAGGUACAAAUUGGAUGUAGUGUCAACACAAAGUGUUUCUACUUUUUUGACACACUAUGCAAGAAUAGCACACACAAUACAUGAGUCCCAAAGAGAGCAGGAUUCUAUGACACGCAACACAACUCCCACUUAUUUGACAGAGUAUUCCUUUGAAAAACAAGCAGCCAAGUUUUAUAACAGAAAGAUAUUUUGGAAAUUCCAAAAAACUUUGAAGAACUCAACUAGGUUGCUUGUUACUGAGAGGGUGCAAAAUUCUGUUUUUGAAGUCUUCAAAUCAGAUUUCCAUGCACAAAAUGAUUUUUGAUCUCGGACGUACAUAGUUGUUGUUGAUUGUCAAAGGGGAGAUUUUGUUUGUAUUUGUUCAAAGUUUGCGAAGGAUGGUAUGCUUUGUGAACAUAUUCUAAGAGUUAUGGUACAAAUGAAUGUGCAAGAGAUACCAGAAAAAUAUUUUAUAGAUAGAUGGAGGCCAAAAGAGAGGAAAAUUGUCAGAGAUGAAAACACAUUGAUACCUGAAGAUUUAAGUGGUGCUAGCAAUAUGCUGAGAUUCAACAUAUUGUCAAAAAAGCUUACAUCAUUGGCUUCUGAUGCAUCAAAGGACAAUGAUAGAUUCUGCUAUGUGCUGAAUGAAGUGAAUAGAAUUGCAAAACAUCUAAGUAAUUUCCCAGCUAAAACAAAAGAUGUGUCUGAUUGUAAUCAGGGGGCUGAUGUGUCUGAUUCUAAUCAGGGGGCUGCUGCUGUUUCAGAAAGUUUUCCUGCUCAUGUUGGUGGCAGUACCUCUACAAUUCAAUUGGAAGACCCAGAAAAUGUUGUUAGGAAAGGGAGACCUCGUAAAGAAACGAGGCGUAAGCCACUUGGUGAGCAAUUGAGGACAAAAAAAUCUAUUACUUGCAGUUUUUGUGGAUCACAUGACCACAAUGUUCAGACAUGUCCCAAAAAAUCAGAAGACGGUUGUGACCUUUCUAAGUCAAAAGCUAGCUAUGCUAAGAGGGCUCGCAAACAAAAAAGUUAGCCAUUGUAUUGUGCAGAAGAAGAGUAGUUAUUAAUGAAAGAUACCAAGUAAGGUCUGUUCUCAUUUUUGUCCCUUUUGUUUUUAAGAAACACAUUACAUGUUGCUGACAUGCUGAUUGUGUGACCUUCCUAAGUUAAAACUUAUAACACACAUGGCUUCC
Oryza brachyantha (malo sina) is the source of this 3430-nucleotide messenger RNA. RefSeq lists its product as uncharacterized. Lineage: Eukaryota; Viridiplantae; Streptophyta; Magnoliopsida; Poales; Poaceae. The coding region runs from base 166 to 1257 and encodes 363 amino acids. The record is from RefSeq and is a predicted model, not a curated record. The transcript is spliced from 6 exons.